Molecule: messenger RNA, 4649 nt
Organism: Planococcus citri (citrus mealybug)
Lineage: Eukaryota; Metazoa; Arthropoda; Insecta; Hemiptera; Pseudococcidae
Exons: 4
Coding region: 298-2469 (723 amino acids)
Biological process (GO): cell surface receptor signaling pathway; G protein-coupled receptor signaling pathway
Cellular component (GO): membrane
Molecular function (GO): G protein-coupled receptor activity
Source: RefSeq, a predicted model, not a curated record
GUUUAUUCAUUUAUUGCAAAGUAAUGUGUCAUGAAUUCCAUGACGAGGCUCUGUUUACCUUAGCUUUACAAUUAUUGAAUGGUAUUUUGGAAUAGAAGUGAAGUGAGUAACCUAGGCCGUUAUUAUACAAUUCGAACGCGCGUCAUUCUGGUAACACUGAAAAUACCGGCAGGAAUGAAGCAAGACAGGUUUUCAAUUUAAUGUUUGUACCUGUAAAGUGGAAAAGAUUUGUUUUCGUGUAAUCUCACCGAUGGUUUAAGCUAUAAAAUAUUCAUUUUCGCCGAGAAAUAUGACGAUAUGAAUAUACCAUUAGCUCAUUGGACCUACGCGAUUUUCUUCCUGUUUAUUUCUUCAGUUAGCGCGGAGAUAUCCUCCAAUGUUUCCGCCAAUAAUACCGAGCUCAUUCAAAAAUACAAACAAGAAAUAUGUCAGCUAAAGGAUACAUGCGAUGUUACAAAAGAAAUUCCAUCAACACUUCAAGAUUUAAGAACGAGGAAUUGCAUGUGCGAUGACAAAUGCUCUUUUUAUAAAGAUUGCUGUCGUGACACAAAUCAAACCAAAGAUGGCAUUGAAGUACAAUUUCUCUGCACUAAGACUCCAUUCGAUGGAGGUGUCUACAUGGUUCAAUCAUGUCCCAAGGAUUGGAAUGUCACAUCGAUCAAAGAGAACUGCCUAGCUCAAAAUCCUAUAACUCUGUCCUACGACAUUCUCCUAAAACUACCAGUAACCAGCACAUCAAAUGGAGUCACGUACGGUAAUGUGUUUUGCGCUAUUUGCAACGAAGAAACCAAAUAUGAUUUUUGGAACGUUGGUUUGACUUAUGAGUUCAUUGCCCCGACAGUUAAUGUUCACAAUUCCACCUCACUCAAUAUUAGUCACUAUAGCGUCGAUAGAUCCAUCGAUGUUAAAGAUAUACUCGAUAAACUGAGUUUUAACGAGACAGGAGAGAUGAUUUGGAGUUCAAACGUGAAUGAAUCAUUUUAUCAAUGCAAUUUACAAGCCAAAUUACCAUCUAGAAUAACUUCUCUGCGGUAUUGCGUGCCAGAUGUGAUACGAUCGUGUACAAAUGGUACCAUAUGCGAAGGGUAUUCUUCGUACGUUUAUGUCGGCGACACGGUUUACAAAAAUUUGGAAUGUGCUGAAUGCAACGACAUAAAGUCAGAAGAAUUAAAAGGAUGUUCUCAAACUACGAGUAAAAUACCCAACGAAAAUGUGACCGAAAUCCUUAUAACGGAUUCGGCUGUACCAAAAGUUCCUCAUUGCGAUGAUUUUCCAGUGAACACCCCAGCUCAUAACCUGAUUUGCAAGAAACAAGACCCCACACCUGAGGAGACUUCAACAGAAGAAUGCUACAUUUCGCAAAAAUCAAAGAAAACAUUCUGCUACAUCAGUAAAUAUUACUAUCUAACAAACGACGAAUUCUAUUACGUGAAUAACGAGACCGUUUUCAUUAAAGAAUACGAUUGGGAAUUUUCUGAGGUCGAUUGGGCAGCCUUAAACAAUACUACAAUAUUCGUUUGCGGUAGACAAAUUCCAAGGACCCGGUAUCAACGCGUCAUGAACUACAUAAAUGAAGUUAUCACUGAAAUACUCAUCAAAAUAUCCAUCGUCUGCGUAGUUCUCCACUUGGUGGCAUUCGCGCAAUUACCCGAAUUGCAAAAUUUAUCGGGUAAAAAUUUGGCAUCUUUUUGUGUAGCCUUAUUAGCAGCUUUUCUAUCGUUCGAUAUCGGACCUUGGCUACCAUCAUGCGAAAUACUCGCUAUCGUAGGGCACUACAGUUUUUUAAGCUGUUUCACUUGGAUGCUGAUAAUGUCUUACGAUGUUUGGCUCAGUUUAUAUAGAGCGACGGCCAAAUUUCGCACAUCAGGUGGAAAACACCAAAUGAAGUUUCUCAUUUACUCGAUACUUGCUUGGACAUUACCCUUAUUCGUAGUUGGUCCUGCUGUUUAUGUAGAAUUUGCCCCCGCAAACGUUGUAAAUUGCGACCUUAAGCCAGCCUAUGGUAGAUUUGACCAAUGCUUUAUUGCCCAAAAAAUGCCUUUAAUUUACUUCUUUUUCAUACCAGCCACGGUGAUAUUUUUCAUAAAUAUUUGCUUCUUCGCGCAUACAGCUUAUAUGAUUUACCUAAGCCAACGUAAAACCGUUAAUCCCAAUACACGACACGAUUUCCGACUGUACACAAGGUUGGGAUUGCUAAUGGGUCUGACGUGGACUUUAGGAUUUUUCGUUACUGUUACAAACAGCGAAAUUAUCGCACUUUUAUUCACUGUUUUUAAUAUGUCGCAAGGUAUUUUCAUAUUUUUCGGAUUCACUUUCAAAAGAAAAACUGCCAAAGGUUUAUUACAACGUCAUCGAGAUAACAAAUUCUUAAGCUCUACUUUUUCGACGUUCGUAUCAAACGCUGACAUGGCCACCGUUGUAUCCGAAACUACUCAGGUCCCCAGAACAACGCAAGUGGAUGUGUUGUAAAUACAUAAAAACUAAAAUCCAUGAAUUUGAGCGAGUGAAAUGGGUUACAGUGAGGGUAGGUAACAAUAAAGAAAAAAGAUUUUUAACUCUCCCUCCUUCCACGUGUUUUGUUUUGGCCUACAAGUAUAAUCCCCCACGAAGUUGUGUGUUGAAAAAAAUUGUCAACAAUACGAGAACGGGGGGGGGGAGGGGAUUUUAGAUAAUAUGUGCCUCGAGCGCGCGAGUUUCAGUACUUUUCGCAGGGGCUCAGCAGUGAGAAAUGUAAUGCGAGACUUCUCGUGGUUAGAUCUGUAUUUUGAAGCAAUAUUUUUUAAAAUGAUCUGAUGACAUUUUGAAGAAAAAUGCAGUACUUUUUUGUUGUUGAUAUAAAAGAUGCCAUACAAAAACUUGAACCUCAGUACUUAAUUUUUAAUAUGAUACACGAGUGCAUUGAGAAAAAGUUAUAUUAGAUAGGUAUUCUCAUUCGAUAAAAUAUCAGAUAAUACGAGUAGGUACUCAGUUUAAAAUUUUCAUUAACAUUUCCACUUCUGUAAUAGAAUGCAGUUAUACUUAAGUAUCUCUUUAUAAUCUCAAGGUCACUAUUUUGUUCAGUUUUUUACGAAAUUUUAUACGUGAUUCACAGACUCCGAUUUUGUACGUAUGCAAAUUACGUAUUUUUGAAGAUGUCUCAUAUAAACCUUCGACUAAUUUUGUUCUUUUUUGCACUAUUUUUAGGUACGUACCUAUCUAUGCGAAUGUAUCUUUUGUGGUAUUCUUUUUUAUACUAGUCAAUAAAUUAUGCUUUGUUUUGAAACUAUCUACAUAUUUUUACGAUAUUUUAUGAAUAUCAUUUUAAAAUCUCAAAUCGUUAUCAUCUAAGUAACAUUCUACUUAUUUUUACAUGUUUUAUGAGGAGAAAUAUAAAAUACUUACCUAGUUAUAGGUACAUAGAUAAGUACUUUUUUUUCUUUUUUUGUUUUGUUUUAUUUAAUGGAUAUAAUUACAUAUGAAAGCGCACAUAAAUGAAAAAUAAAUUAGGAAUUGUGAAAAAUCCGAUUCAAGAAAUUUUACAAAAUUGAAAAAAGACUGCUUCAUUUUUAUUUCAGGUUUUCAUUUAGACAAAAAUAAAAACACGAAAAAUUCGGUAGUCUUUGGGUACAAUUGCAUUCUUUGAAACAUAUGUAGUCAAGUGUGAGCUUCCAUGAUGAAAAUCAAAAAUUAAAAAUUCACAAGGAAACUUCGUCACUCAACAUACCUAGUCACCUUUGAUUGGGCACUCAUUUGUUUCAAUGAAAGUUCAAGUCAUCCACACUUCAAAACCAAAUUUUCAGCUGCCGAAGUUGAUUUUUCAAAUAUCGGUGAAUUUUUUGAAAAUGCCUGAAAUAGCUCAUUGACUGACGAGAUUUUCUUAGAAAUGGUAAUCCACGAGAUGAAAAUCUGAAAUUUGGUUUGGAUACUAAAGUCAACCUGCCGAAUUGAUUGCGACCAUUUUCGAGACGAUCUGGAGCCUCCAGCAGGGAUUAGUUUUUCUCCAGCACACUGGAAUCGCUCCAGGAAGUACUGUAAUUAACUUCGGCAGCUGAAAUUUCAAUCCUAUCAUAAGUUUGAUAUUCCCAAUCAAUUAGGACAGUCAAAUUGCGAAUCUGAGGUGACGAGGACACGAGUGUACUUUUUUACGAGUUGAAUAAUUAUCCCAUGUUUUUAGAAAAUUUGGUUCUGUGAGCGCUAUAAUCAACUACGACAUCUGAAAAUUUGGUUCUGAUAGUGUUGGUGACAUGAACUUUCAGUGUACCUAAUUUCAGCCAAAUCUAAGGAGACGAAUAGAUGAGGUUCCCUUAUUAGCAAAUCUACAUAAUUAUACUUCCCCUCUUCCGGAUAAAUUGUAUUUCCCUUUUAAUGAGAUGCUUUGCAGAAAAAAAUGCGGUAUUGUUUGAGAAACUAGUUCUGAUUUUUAAGAUACUGCUAAUACCUAAUACUCACAGGUGAGUAUGUGAUGUACAUACUUAACUUAAGCAUGUAUGUACCUAUCGGUUUCUUUACAGUUAUAUGUGUACAUGUAUAGAUACUAGUAAUCCGAUUACGAUUGAAAUCGCAAUCAUUGUUCUGCUAGGAAUUCAGAAUAUUUUCGAAAUUUUACCGUUUUUCAGCUUUAAUAGAUCUUAAAGUAUACCAUACCAAUACAAGUACAUUCGUAUACCUAA